CCACCACUACACCAAAGAUUCGUAGUUUCUUAUCAGCUUUUGYAUUCAUAAAGAUGAGUCGCCCACCGGAAAUGUCUCGCAAGACACUGGCAUCAAUCCAAAUGAAUGGCAACGGCAGUGGGAAUGAAAAUAAAAACAAAAACGCUAGCGAUGCCAACAGCAGCGACUUCCACUCCCUAUGUUUCAACGUGAACGACUUUCAAGUCUUGGCCCGUAAACGGCUUCCCAAGGAUCUAUACGARUACCUCGCGUCGGGAUCGGACGACGAGCAAACUCUAGCAGAAAACCGCAAGGCCUUCUCCAGAUGGUUUUUGCGCCCUCGCGUGUUGAGACCAGUUGGAAACAUCAGCACCAAAACGGUAUUGCGUUUUGGCACGGGCAGAGCCAAGUGYGAGGUUGCAUACCCUGUCUCCAUGCCUGUUUUUGUGAGUCCGGCAGGUGUACAUGCUCUCUGCGAUAAAAUGGGAGAAUGCGCCACGGCUCGGGCGUGUGCCAAGGCAUCCAUCCUCUUUGGAUUGUCCCAGCACAGCACGAAAUCCAUCGAAGAGGUUGCAGCUGCAACGCAAUCUAGAGCGAUGCCAUCGUCAACGCUGUCUCCCUCUCUGAAGUUUUACCAGUCUUACAUCCUAAACGACAGGCGUCAGACGAUAAAUCUCAUUCGUCGUGCCAUUCGCGCGGGUUACCAGGGUCUAUUUCUUACAGUAGAUAGCGUUCGGUUUGGAUACCGAGAAGCCGAUGCGAGAAAUGGAUUCAAUGCUUUACCACCACCUCAUCGAUUGGUGAACUACGACGAGUUUGACUACAAUAGCAACGAUGACGACAUUAAUGGUGCUGAUAAUGAUAGUAAAUGUUCGUCGCGAAGACUGGAACAAACCUACAACAGCCAAGAAAAAAAGGCAUGGGACCAAAAUAGUGAGCAAAUGUUUGAACAAAAUGUUUCGUGGGAAGACGUUCGUUGGAUUAAGAGAGAGCUGCGGAAUGAACAAGAAAAGAGACGGAUGCAAAAGCCAAUACCCCUGGUAAUCAAAGGCAUUUUGACCGCCGAAGACGCUGUUUUAGCGGUUCAAGCAGGAGCCGAUGCUAUUUUACUGUCAAAUCAUGGGGGGAGGCAGUUGGAUGGAUGUCUCUCCGCCAUAGAYGUUCUACCAGAGGUGGCACACGCCAUAAAGACCAGUGGCAUCCCGAUUUGGAUCGACGGUGGGAUUCGUCGGGGAACCGAUGUACUAAAAGCCUUAGGUACGUCUGCAAGAAUUCGUGACAAUAGUACAUCGAGAUUGAAAACACCUACCAUUGAUGCAAUUGCUGUGAGUGAAAUUCCCUCGUAAGGACUUAUCUAAUCUAAAUGAUGUUCCAUGCUUUGUUUGGUCUUCUUUCUUUGAUUAUACAGCUCUCGGAGCAUCAGCGGUAGGGAUCGGGAAACCGAUAUUUUUUGCCCUCGGUGUCGGCGGAGAAGAGGCAGUAUCACACCUACUUAGCCUCUUACAAACCGAGUUUGAAGCYGCCAUGGCCAUUUGUGGGAUCGAACGAGUCGAAGACAUUCGAUCAAGUCAUGUGACGAGACAUCCCUACCCAACGUUACAUCGAUCCAAUCUUUGACCAAGUGAGACAGCGUGCUCGUCAAUUCUCAAGCAAUUGAAAUGWACGCAUAAUAAUCAAGUCAAGGUGAA
Messenger RNA from Pseudo-nitzschia multistriata, 1667 nucleotides. Lineage: Eukaryota; Bacillariophyta; Bacillariophyceae; Bacillariales; Bacillariaceae. The record is from the annotation of a GenBank genome assembly.